Messenger RNA from Lutzomyia longipalpis, 1852 nucleotides. RefSeq names its product dimethyladenosine transferase 1, mitochondrial (gene mtTFB1). Bases 305 to 1342 code for a protein of 345 amino acids. Gene Ontology annotation, biological process: transcription initiation at mitochondrial promoter; rRNA methylation. Gene Ontology annotation, molecular function: mitochondrial transcription factor activity; rRNA (adenine-N6,N6-)-dimethyltransferase activity. NCBI's taxonomy places the organism in Eukaryota, Metazoa, Arthropoda, Insecta, Diptera, Psychodidae. Gene Ontology annotation, cellular component: mitochondrial matrix. The transcript has a single exon. The record is from RefSeq and is a predicted model, not a curated record.
AUACCAUGUUAUACGAGUUGGAUAAAAAAAUUGUGGAGAGCAUGUCGAGUGAACCAAAAGUGAAAAACGCCGAUCCAAAAAGGCCCCUAAAAGCUGCCGAAGUGGAUUUUAUGAAGCUAAUUGAGCAGCAAAAUCUCGAGAGAGUACUAAAGCUGAAACGAACCAGGAAGAAUAACCUCAUCACGGCAUUUGCGCUCGGUGGCACUGUUUUUGCCAUCUACGCAUAUUCAAUGCUGGCAGUGAAGCAGGAAAAGUUCCUGGAUGAUUUUGAGGAGCCGAGGAAGGUGCUAAAAGAGAAUUAGUCAUGUCUAAACUAUCCCUAGCUACUAAGAUCCCUCGGCUUCCGCCUCUGCCAACAAUCCGGGACUUGGUAAAGCUCUACCGCCUACAGGCUAUUAAACAACUGUCGCAGAACUUUCUUAUGGAUGAACGACUUACGGAUAAAAUUGUGAAGGCAGCUGGACGCUUGGAGGGUCACAGUGUACUGGAAGUUGGUCCUGGACCUGGUGGAAUUACACGAUCCAUCAUACGACGCAUGCCACGGAAUUUGGUGCUGGUGGAGAAGGAUCCGCGUUUUAUGCCAACAUUGGAACUCCUCCGGGAAGCUUGUCAAACUCAUGUGAAUGUUGAUAUUGUACAGGAUGAUAUUCUCAAGUAUCCCACGGAGAUGGCAUUUGCCGGUACACCACAGACAGUUUGGGAAGAAGCACGAGCACCGAUUCAUCUUAUAGGGAACCUCCCGUUUUCCAUCUCAACACGUCUCCUCAUCAAUUGGCUGAAGGAUGUGAGCCUCAAGAGGGGUGCUUGGACUUAUGGACGUGCAAGUAUGACUCUGACUUUCCAAAAGGAAGUUGGUGAGAGAAUUGUGGCACCCCUUCUCGAUGCCCAGCGAUGUAGAUUGUCUGUGAUGUCGCAAAUAUGGACGGCACCGCAUCUCAAAUUCAUCAUACCUGGUAGGGCAUUUGUUCCGCAGCCAGAUGUCGAUGUGGCUGUUGUGACACUCAUACCACUUAAGGUACCAAAGACACAGCUUCCCUUUGAUCUCGUCGAGAAGGUAGUUCGGUAUAUUUUUGCAAUGCGCCAGAAAUACAUUCAGCGAGGCAUUAGCAAUCUCUUCCCGGAAGAUGUGAGGCAGGCAUUUACGGAGCAAAUGUUCCAAGAGGCCGAUCUUGAUCCCACUAUGCGUUCUUUUCAACUCUCCGUGGAGGAAUGCCUUCGCCUAGCAGAAUGCUACCACAAAAUCAUUCAGAUAUACCCCAAGAUUGAUGAAUUCAACUAUAGAGCUCCUAAAAAUCAGCGGCAUCCACUUUUUCCUACUUCAGAUGUCCUGAAAGAGUUGUGAAGCAGAGGCGGAAGUUUAGAAUAUUGUUAGAAAUAUAUUUUUAACAAAAAAAAAGUAGAAAAAGAAUUAUUUUUCUUCUCUCUGUCCGAUUUACGAUGAUUUCUUUGGGUUUGUCCUUUUGGUGGACUUUAUUUUCCCAGCUGAAUGGAAAUAUAAAUGAUAAGGUUCAGCAACAUAAAGUUCAUCCGACAGCAUUUGAAAGAAAGCUCAAAAGGACUAAAAGGUAAAGCUGGAAGAUGGAAAUUCAAGAGUACAAAAAUUAACAAUUUUUCUCAUUUUAUUACUAUACUCUCUCUAAAAUCAUGCUAACAUAUUUUUUACGCGAGAAAAAUUUAUUUUGGUACACAUCUAAUCUUAAAUACAUUUUAGCUACCUACAUAUAAAAAUUUUUUGUUCAUGAUUUUUGAAUAUAGGUACAUUUAGUUAUUUAAAAAAAAAUGAAAGAAAAAGGAGAGUUUGUAAAUCAAGAUUUUCCUCAAUUUUUUUUUUCACAAGACAUAAAAAAGAAAA